AUGGUUAAUACGACCUGCAUUUCAACACUUGGAGUAACAUGAUGCAGUAUCGCUUAUGUUCUGGCUGGUCUCUCAUUCCUUGAAUUACUUGCUACAGUAUUAUAAAAUCAGGGUUACCAAGUCGCAAUGCAUAUAAAAUUAUUUAGGAUUUUCAUGAAUAAAGUAUUAGCAAUUCUGUAUAUCCAGUUAUUGCAGACAAUAUUUAUGUUUGUUCAUUAUAUGAUUAUUGACUCAGCUUUUGAUAUUUUGUUUUUAAUUAUGAUUUAUUUGCAGUUCGUAGAAAAUACUUUGGUGUUUUAUUAUUUUGCAGGGGAAGCCUCAAAAAUGAAAAAGGGGAAAAUGUAUAACAUUAUGGGCAUUUCUUUGCUUAUCGCAAAUAUAAGCUAUUUAACUGGAUACAUGAUUUAUAUAGGGAUUGCUAGUGGCUCAAACGAAGAUAUUUAUGACUGUACAAAUGGUAUUUGGAUAUAUCUGCGUGCAAGUGGGUUGGUUCUUACAGUACUUUUCUUUAUUUUAGGAGUGAGAAUGGCUUAUGAACUAAAGAUUUUAAAGCAAAACAGCUUAAUGAUCAACACAAGCAGAGAAAAAGAACUAUGGUAAUUUUUCCAUCAGGUUUUUGAUUUUAAUUGUGCUUUUUGGCAAUAUUGUUGCUAUGGUGCAAACUAUGAUACAAGUUUUAACACCUCAUAAUAACUGUGUAGUUCUAUUUUCAAGUGCAAGCUUAGGGAUCAAUAUCUUUUUAUUCCUUUUAAUAAGAUUUAUGAGCCAAGAUAUAUUCAAUGUUUAUUGUUUAUAUGUUUUCUGGGCAGGAAGAAGGGAUUCAAGUGCUGAGGAGUCAGGAGUAAAUUUAAUAUAGAUUUCUCUUCCUAUAGAUGACCCAUUUGGAUCACCUAUUAUGAGCCAUUGCUCAAAAGAUAUAGCAGAAGAAAAUGUGGAUUCAAGUCAAGAAAUAUCGUUUUACUAA
Messenger RNA from Blepharisma stoltei, 964 nucleotides. NCBI's taxonomy places the organism in Eukaryota, Ciliophora, Heterotrichea, Heterotrichida, Blepharismidae. The record is from the annotation of a GenBank genome assembly.